Lycium barbarum (goji berry) is the source of this 1788-nucleotide messenger RNA. RefSeq lists its product as uncharacterized. Gene Ontology annotation, molecular function: nucleic acid binding; zinc ion binding. Lineage: Eukaryota; Viridiplantae; Streptophyta; Magnoliopsida; Solanales; Solanaceae. The record is from RefSeq and is a predicted model, not a curated record. The transcript has 3 exons. The coding region runs from base 1 to 1788 and encodes 595 amino acids.
AUGGACCUACCGCUAAUCCAAGGGGUGAGUUUAACUCUCAACGAUAUUGCGGGGCUUAUACAAACUCUUUCUACACAAUAUGGAGAGUUGAGUGGAAGAUUGGGAGUCAUGGAUGAACGGUUUGCAAGUUUGCAACAAAGUGUGCAAAACAAUGAUGUGAGAGCAGAUAAUUUGGUCGGUGGAACUCUUCCAUACCAACGAGGAGUUGGGAAUAGCAUGUCACCAUCUUCUUCAUCUACUCGUUUAGAUCCUCGCAUCCAACUCAACAUACUAGUAUGCAAAGAGAAAUUCCAUUCCAAGAAUAACCAUGGCAAUCAAAGGAGUGAUGAGAGAAAUGCAAGGGGGAACUUUGAUAACCAAGAAAGAGGGUUGAACACUAUCAAGGUGACUUUGCCAAAAUUCAAGGGAAGUAGUGACCCGGAAGAGUUCUUAGAGUGGAUAUUACAAAGUGAAGGCAUCUUUCAAGUGAACAACAUUUCAAAUGCUAUGAAAGUCAAGUAUGCCAUUACUCAAUUUGAAGAUUUUGCUACUACUUGGUGGGAAACUCACAAGAGAACAAGAGAGAAAGAUGGACGCCUUCCACCUGAAGAUUGGAGAGAGAUGAAAGUUCUAAUAAAGAAGAGAUUUGUGCCGGAAUACUACAAUGAAGAGCUUCAAAAAAAGUUCUACACUUUGCAACAAGGCAACAAAAGUGUGAAUGAGUAUUAUGAAGAAUUUGAAAGGAUAAGAUUGAGGGCCAACAUUGAAGAUAAUAAUGAUCGUAAUAUCCCAAGAUUUGUAGCGGGUUUGAACAAGGAGAUUUCUUCUCCUAUGAGGUUGCAUAGAUACUUUGAGUUAGAAGAAGCUUCUCAAGCGGCCUUGAAAGUUGAGGAAGGGAUCAAAGAAGAUAAAAUCUACACUCCAAAGGUUCCUACUACUUCAUGGAACAAAAGAAAAGAUUCUUGGAAGCCUUCAAGUUCAUGGGAUAAGUCUAAGGAACAAAAGCAAGAUUUCAAGAAUCAAGUUGACAAGCACAAGCCUAAGUUGGAGAGCAAAGAAGGUAGUAACAAAUCUAAAUUUAAUUCUCCUUCUUCUAUUAAAUGUUUUAAAUGUCAAGACUAUGGUCACAAGAUGAAUGAGUGUCCCAAUAGAAGAACCAUCCUUGCUAUGAAUGGUGAAGGGUACUUGACCGACGAUAGUGACAAUGAAGAAGACCAUGAACCUUGUGAUGAUGACUUUGUAGUAGAAUCGGAUGACCACCAAGGAGAAUAUGAUACGGGCUUAGUAGUGAGAAGAAUUAUGCAAGUUCAAUUCAAGAUCAUGGAUUCCACAUGUUUUUUAAUCAUAGAUGGUGGGAGCUCUACAAAUGUGGCAAGUGCGUACUUGGUUGAACACUUGAAAUUGUCAACUAGAAAUCAUCAUACACCAUAUCGGCUUCAAUGGUUAAAUAAUUGUGGAGAAUUGAAGGUCACCAAGCAAGUUCUAAUUAAAUUUAGUAUUGGCAAGUACCAUGAUGAAAUCAUUUGUGAUGUGGCACCUAUGCAAGCUUGUCAUCUACUACUUGGUCGACCUUGGAAAUUUGAUAGAGGAGCUAAGCAUGAUGGAAGGGCCAAUAAAUAUUCCUUUGUCAUGAAUGGGCAAAAACACAUUCUUAAUCCCUUAACACCAUUGCAAGUAAAUGAGGGAUACAAAAAGAUGAGGGAACUAAGAGAGAGGAUUACAAGAGAGGAUAAGAGAACAAAUAAUAAGGGGAGUAAGGGAGAGAAAACUGGAAAUUUAAGAGAGGAAAUAGAAAUUAACGAGAUUUAA